Mesorhabditis spiculigera is the source of this 852-nucleotide messenger RNA. The record is from the annotation of a GenBank genome assembly. NCBI's taxonomy places the organism in Eukaryota, Metazoa, Nematoda, Chromadorea, Rhabditida, Rhabditidae.
AUGGCGGGAGAUGCCCGCGCCGAGCGCAAGGACAAAAUCAAAAAAUGGCUGCAGACGGUGAUCGACCGGCUGACGAAGGACUGGAAGCCGGUGCUGUGCCAGUCGCUGUUCACCGAGACCGAGCUGAUCGAGCUGUGCUACCGAGCCCGGGAGACGUUCUGGUCCCAGAAAUGUCUGAUCGAGGUGAAUGCCCCGGUGAACAUUUGCGGCGACGUGCACGGCCAGUUCGAAGACCUGCUCGCGUUGUUCGCGCUCAACGGCUUCCCGCCCGACAAGCACUACCUCUUCCUUGGCGACUACGUCGAUCGGGGCCCGUACUCGUUGGAGGUGAUGGUGCUGCUCUUUGCCUACAAGGUACUCUACCCGAAAGAGGUGACGCUCCUGCGCGGAAAUCACGAGUCACGCCCGGUGAAUAUGCAGUACGGCUUCUACCUUGAAGUCAAAAAGAGAUACUCGGUGAACCUCUACGAGUGCUUCCAGUACGCCUUCUACUGCAUGCCCUUCUGCGCGCUCGUCGACAAGCGCAUCCUUUGCAUGCAUGGCGGCAUCUCCGAAGAGCUCCAGGAUUUUAAUCAGGGCUACGAAGAGUCGCCCCGCGGCGCUGCUCGCAUCUUUGGCGCGCAGGCCUUGAAGACGUUCUGCCAGACGCACGGCAUCGACCUCGUCGUUCGCGCGCACCAGGUCGUCCAGGAUGGGUACGAAUUCUUUGCUGACCGGCAUCUCGUCACCAUCUUCUCCGCUCCAUAUUAUUGUGGCCAGUUCGACAACGCCGCCUGCGUGCUCAGCGUCUCCAAAGACUUGGAGAUCGCCUUCUCGAUCCAUCGCCCCAACCCGAAGGGAGCUGCGAAGGGC